Messenger RNA from Oryzias latipes (Japanese medaka), 2248 nucleotides. RefSeq names its product solute carrier family 61 member 1 (gene slc61a1). NCBI's taxonomy places the organism in Eukaryota, Metazoa, Chordata, Actinopteri, Beloniformes, Adrianichthyidae. The record is from RefSeq and is a predicted model, not a curated record. Gene Ontology annotation, molecular function: molybdate ion transmembrane transporter activity. Gene Ontology annotation, cellular component: membrane; Golgi apparatus; endoplasmic reticulum. Gene Ontology annotation, biological process: negative regulation of apoptotic signaling pathway; molybdate ion transport.
GGCGUAAUAGUAGUAAGCACCAAAUCCAGGAAGUGAAUGUUUUAACGUGUGUACUGAUUCUGCUUCCUUCUCGUUCAAAGCUGAUGCUUGCAAGGGGACUUGCUUGAUAUGGGACGGCUGUCAAAAAUCACGGGGCUGAGGAGCAGACGGAAUAGAAUUGGAACCACAUCAGUUUCCCUGUUUUAACCUCAAGCGGAUGCAGUCUCUGCCACCAUGCUGGUCACAGCUUAUCUCGCCGUCAUUUUCCUGCUCGCCCUGUGUGUUGGCCUGGAGCUGACAGCACGCCGCAUCACACCGCCUGAGUCCACUCCAUCAGCUGUGGCUAACCCAGCUUUCCGGCGUUUCCAGAAAAUCUUCCUGAGGGCUUACCUUUUGGCUCUGUGGGCAGACUGGCUCCAGGGCCCCUAUCUCUAUAAACUCUAUCGCCACUACAGCUUCCUGGAGUCCCAAAUAGCCAUUUUGUACGUGUGUGGCCUGGCUUCGUGUGUUUUGUUUGCUCCCUUCUCGGGCUGGCUACCUCAAGCCUUGGGCCGCAGACAAACCUGCCUUCUCUUCUGCCUGUGCUACUCUGCUUGCUGCCUCACAAAGCUUUCCAGAGACUACUUUGUUUUGAUUGUGGGCCGUAUUUUGGGGGGCCUGUCCACAUCCCUGCUUGCUACCACAUUUGAAGCCUGGUAUGUGCACCAGCAUGUAGAAGUCCAGGAUUUUCCAAAGGAAUGGAUCCCCAGCACGUUCACCAGAGCUGCUACUUGGAAUCACGGCCUUGCUGUGGGAGCUGGGUUGGUGGCCAACUUGCUGGCUGAGUGGCUCCACUUGGGCCCAGUGGCUCCAUUUCUCCUGGCUGUCCCCUGCCUGGGCUGCUGUGGCUGGGUGGUGCUAACAGACUGGGGGAAGGAGGAAGCUGAAGGCUGUCCUGAAGGGGACAAAAAGACUCUACUACUUGGUACUCAAAAUGGAGGUGGUCCCCGUUUAACUGCAAAAGGCAGGUUCUCGCGAAGCUGCCAUGAAGGGCUGCGUUGUUUGCUGUCAGACAAAAGAGUUCUCCUUUUGGGUGGAGUACAAGCUCUGUUUGAAAGUGUUCUUUACAUCUUUGUUUUUCUAUGGACUCCAGUUCUAGACCCUCAUGGGCCUCCUUUGGGAAUAGUUUUCUCUUCCCUGAUGGCUGCAAGUAUGGUCGGCUCCUUGCUGUACCGCCUUGCCACUUCCACUCACUACCAUCUGCAGCCUGGUCACGUGCUCUGCCUCGCUGUUCUGAUGGCAUUCUUCUCCUUUUUCAUGCUAACCUUUUCUACUGCACCAGGACAGCCGAGACCACACGAAUCUUUCUUGGCCUUCCUCCUGCUGGAGCUGGCCAGUGGUCUGUACUUCCCAGCAGUCAGCUUUCUGCAGGGCAGAGUGAUUCCAGAGGAAAAGCGAGCCGGUGUGUUGGCCUGGUUCCGGUUGCCAUUGCACCUGCUGGCCUGCCUGGGACUCCUGGCGCUCCACGGGGAAGUAUCAGGAAUGGGUGGAGGAGAAGGCGGGGGUGGCACUAGACAUAUGUUUGGAGGCUGUGCCGUCAUGAUGCUGGCAGCACUGAUGGCUGUCGUGAGUCUUUUCACUCUGGGUAGAAACGAUGCUGACCUGAGACUUGAAGGAACCAGAGGAGAUGGGGAGAUGUUUUAAGAACUGGAAACAUUCAAAACCUGGACUCCACAGUUCAGAAGGGCACAUUUUGAUGAUAAAACAUAAAAGAAAAUAUGUUGGGUAAGUUCGUAUUUUGCCAAAGAAGGAGAUUGACAACCUCCUAAAAGGCUAUAGGGUUAGUUUACAUUUUAUUUCACAUCACUUGUUACCGUUUGGUUCUUUAUUUAAGAAAAACUGUAAACACAUGUAAAGCAAAAUACUUGGGAUUCAACCAGGAAACUGGAAACUUGUCCAUUUUUUUUAACCAUUCCUCUUAUCAUUCCAGACUGAAUAUAUGGAGAUGGUGUUAUUUAUGGGAUGUAAUUCAUUCAUUUUCUAUAGGGUAAUCAGUUCAGAGGUUUUUAAAUGUCUUUCAGAGACUAUUUUAAUUUUUUUUUAAAUCCCAGCAAGCCUUCACUUCAAUAUCUGUUAUUUUAGUUAUUCCUUCAAGUGUCUUACAAUCAUUUAGGUCACGUUUUGUUUGGGAUUUUUUCUUUUUCAACUUCAGAAUAUUUUGUGCACUUUGCUUGUUGCAAAAAUGUUUAUCACACUUUUAAUAAAAUAUGCACCUGAUAUCUGUUAAAAA